Molecule: messenger RNA, 6264 nt
Organism: Neolamprologus brichardi
Lineage: Eukaryota; Metazoa; Chordata; Actinopteri; Cichliformes; Cichlidae
Source: RefSeq, a predicted model, not a curated record
AUGGACCAGUACGGCAAGGCCGGGAUGGUGCACUUGCAUGCAUCAAAUCUGGAGCAGAAGCAGAACGAGACAGAAAACAAGAAAGUCCAUGGAGACGUGGUCAAAUAUGGAACUGUCAUACAGCUGCUCCACAUGAAGAGUAAUAAAUACCUGACGGUGAACAAACGGCUGCCGGCUCUGCUGGAGAAGAACGCCAUGCGAGUCACUCUGGACGGGACGGGAAACGAAGGCUCCUGGCUCUUCAUCCAGCCGUUCUGGAAGCUGCGUGCCAACGGAGACAAUGUGGUGGUGGGAGAUAAAGUGAUCCUGAACCCGGUGAACGCUGGUCAGCCGCUGCACGCUUCAAACUACGAACUGACCGACCACCCGGGAUGCAAAGAGGUGAACUCUGUGAACUGCAACACCAGCUGGAAGAUCAACCUAUUCAUGAUGUUCAACGAUCACAGAGAGGAAGUCCUCAAAGGAGGCGACGUGGUGCGUUUGUUUCACGCUGAGCAGGAAAAGUUUCUGACCUGCGAUGAAUACAAGAGCAAACUCCACGUUUUCCUCCGAACCACGCUGAGGCAGUCAGCAACGUCAGCGACCAGCUCCAACGCCCUGUGGGAGGUUGAGGUUGUCCAUCAUGAUCCGUGCCGCGGAGGGGCGGGACAUUGGAACAGUCUCUACCGUUUCAAACACCUGGCCACUGGAAACUACCUGGCUGCUGAGGAGAACCCGGGUUAUAAAGGAGACAAUGUGGAGCUGUCUUCCUCGAUGGACGGUAGCCGUAGCAACAAGCGGUCCCACGGAGAGAGGAUCAAGUACAAGCUGGUCGCGGUGCCUCAUGGGAGCGACAUCGCCUCGCUGUUCGAGCUCGACCCGACUACGCUGCAGAAAACCGACUCCUUCGUACCACGAAACUCAUACGUGCGACUGAGGCAUCUUUGCACGAACACCUGGAUCCAGAGCACCAACGUCCCCAUCGAUAUCGAUGAGGAGCGACCUAUCAGGCUCAUGGAGCUGGCCGACCAGAAGAAUGCUCCCUACCAGUACAUGCUCAGACUCAGCUACAGAGUCCUCCGGCACUCUCAGGAUGACUACCGCAAGAACCAGGAGUAUAUAGCGAAGCAGUUCGGUGUGAUGCAGAGUCAGAUUGGGUACGACAUCCUGGCUGAGGACACCAUCACUGCCCUGCUGCACAACAACCGCAAACUGCUGGAGAAACACAUCACCAAGACCGAGGUGGAGACCUUUGUCAGUCUGGUCCGCAAGAACCGAGAACCCAGGUUUUUGGACUACCUGUCAGACCUGUGUGUGUCCAACAACGUGGCCAUCCCCGUCACACAGGAGCUCAUCUGUAAAUGUGUCCUGGACCCCAAAAACCAGGACAUCCUCAUUAAGACAGAGCGUCGUGUUCCAAAGGAGGCGCCCUCUGGUGGUGUUCAAGGAGACUACAUGGCAAUGGAUGACUUUGGAGAUGAGGAUGAGGUGGUGAGUUUGGCCAGACAUUUGAUCUACUUUGGCUUCUACAGUUUUUUUGAGUUGCUCAGACUCACAAGGACCCUGCUGGGCAUCAUUGACUGCAGACUCAAUCCAGGACACGCUGGUCUCGUAUUCAAUGAUGAUGCAUCAGGCAAGAACGUGAAGCGCUCUAUACACGGGAUGGGUCAGAUGAUGUCGACCAUGGUCCUCAACAGGAAACAGUCCAUAUUUGGAGGUGCAGUUUCCAGAGGGGCAGGAAUGGGGCCAGCGCUUGUGCUUGAAGGACAAAGAGGCAGUAAAGAUAGUCUCGACAACAUGGACUUGACAGUGAUGGAUACUAAGCUGAAGAUACUGGAGAUAUUACAGUUCAUCCUGAAUGUCCGUCUGGACUACCGCCUCUCCUUCCUCCUGUCUGUAUUUAAGAAGGAGUUUGUGGACGUUUAUCCCAUGGCUGACGCUGACGCUACCACUAAUAUGGAGCAUGCAGAUGUGCCGGUUAACAUGGACAUGACAGCCACCAUCAACCUGCAGUUCAUUGGAGAGCAGGCAGAGGCCAUGUUUGGAGUUGGAAAAGGGAACAGUAUCCUGGAAGUGGAUGAUGAAGGUGGUCGCAUGUUCCUGCGGGUGUUGAUCCACCUCACAAUGCACGACUACGCUCCUCUGGUGUCUGCAGCCCUGCAGCUGCUUUUCAGACACUUCAGCCAGCGACAGGAAAUGUUACAUACCUUCAAACAGGUCCAGUUGCUGAUCUCCGCUCAGGAUGUGGAGAACUACAAGCUGAUUAAAGCAGAUCUAGAUCGCCUCAGGACAUUGGUGGAGAAAUCUGAACUGUGGGUGGAGAAGAAAAGCUCGGGAGGAGGAGAAGGGAAGAAGGACAAGAAAGACAAGAAGGAAAAAACAGAGGGGGCAUCACAAGAGGCAACACCCAAGAAGGAGAAACUGAAGGAGGGUAACGAGAACUACCAGAAAGUCAAAGAGAUCCUGGAGAGGUUGAAUAAGAUGUGCAGCAGCGGAGUUUGGAAGAAGCAGCAGAGGCUGCUAAAAAACAUGGGUGCUCAUAAAGUGAUGCUGGACCUGCUGCAGGUCUCCUACGACAAGCUCCUGGAGGCGGAGACAGUGCAGCACAUCUUCAGUAAUAACUACCAACUGUGCAGCGAGAUCUCCGAGAGCGUGCUGCAUCACUUCAUCCACUGCCUGGCAACGCACGGCCGCCAUGUCCAGUACCUCAACUUCCUCCACACCAUCAUCAAGGCUGAGGGCAAGUACGUCAAGAAGUGUCAGGACAUGAUCAUGACCGAGUUAACAAACGCCGGUGAGGACGUGGUCGUCUUUUACAACGACAAAAACUCGUUUAAAGUCAUGCUGGAGCUGAUGGCAGAGAGCAGGGAGGGCGUCGGUGAGACCAGCCCACUCAGGUAUCACAUCUCUCUGGUGGAGCUUCUGGCUGCUUGUGCAGAGGGGAAGAACGUGUACACGGAGAUUAAAUGCACCUCCCUGCUGCCCCUGGAGGAUGUGGUCAGAGUGGUGACCCAUGAGGACUGCAUUACUGAGGUGAAAGUUGCCUAUGUGAACUUUGUGAAUCACUGCUAUGUGGACACAGAGGUGGAGAUGAAGGAGAUCUACACAUCCAACCACAUCUGGAAUCUGUUUGAGGACUUCACUGUGGACAUGGCUCGGUUCUCUCUCUGUGCAGCUAAGAGUCGCUCCAUCUCUGUGCCUUUGGAACUGGAGGCUCAGAUCAACACCAUGCUGUCCACUUCAGCUUUGAACUCUUUGUCGCGCACCAAUCCAAACUACAAAUCCUCCUCCCGCCACGUCCGCCCUAGCGCUCCUACCAACCCCUGGGACUACAAGAACAUCAUCGAGAAGCUGCAGGACAUCAUAAACACUCUGGAGGAGCGUCUGAAGCCACUGGUGAACGCUGAGCUUUCGGUGUUGGUGGAUGUCCUCCAUCAGCCGGAGCUGCUGUUCCCUGAAGGAACCGACAUCCGACAGCGCUGUGAGUCCGGAGGAUUCAUUUCCAAGUUGAUCCAGCACACCAAGGCGCUGAUGUCUUCAGAGGAGAAGCUGUGCAUCAAAGUCCUAAAGACUCUGCAGGAGAUGCUGAUCAGGACUCUGGACUUUGAUGAAAAGGGACUAGUGCUGCGGAAAGUUUUACUGCAAAACUACUUGUUUCCAAACAAGAAGACCAACCAGAAGAAUGACUUGGCUGAACUUGGAGUUCCAGGCGGUGAACAGGAGCGGGACUGGGCGGCAGUGGCAGCAAUCCAGUGUCGUCUGGAUCGUGAAGGAGGAACGAAGCUGUUCACAGAUCUGGUGAUGAGCACCAAGAAUGAUAAGAUCUUCCAGGAGAGCAUCCAGCUGGCCAUCUGUCUGCUGGAGGGAGGAAACACUGAGAUACAGAACUCCUUCUACAAACUGAUGAUGGGUGACAACAAGUCAGAGAAGUUCUUUAAAGUGUUUAAUGACAGAAUGAAAGAAGCUCAGGCCGACAUUAAAGCAACGGUUUCUGUUAAUGUUGGAGAGGUGACACACAAGGCCAACGAGAAGCUGGAGAACGGUGGCUCCACCACAAUGGGUGUACUUCCGGGUACAGGGGGUCAUCCACUGUUGGUACCAGGGGCGCCCAUUGCCCCAGGCACCUCCACCCUGCCAGCUCAACCUAUUGAAGAGCAGAAGGAGGUGGAGACAGAGAUGGGACCAGCUGUUACCAUCAUGAAGCCGAUCUUGAGGUUCCUACAGCUGCUUUGUGAGAACCACAACAACGACCUACAGAACUUCCUGCGUUGUCAGAAUAACAAAGCCAACUACAACCUCGUGUGUGAGACACUUCAGUUCCUGGACAUCAUGUGUGGUAGUACGACGGGUGGCCUGGGCCUGCUGGGCUUGUACAUCAAUGAAUCAAAUGUCCACCUCAUCAUUCAGACCCUGGAAACACUUACAGAGUACUGCCAAGGACCCUGCCAAGAGAACCAGACAUGUAUCGUGACCCACGAGUCCAACGGCAUCGACAUCAUAACGGCUCUGAUCCUGAAUGACAUCAGUCCUCUAUGUCGCUAUCGGAUGGAGAUGGUGCUGCAGCUGAAGGACAAUGCCUCCAAGCUGCUGUUGGCUCUUAUGGAGAGUCGCCACGACAGUGAGAACGCAGAGAGGAUUCUGCUGAACCUGCGGCCACGAGAGCUGGUGGAGGUGAUAAAGAAGGCCUACAACCAGGAGAGUGAAUGUGAAGGUGUGGAGGUGGAAGCUUCUCCUCGGGAGGUGGGGCACAACAUCUACAUCCUGGCUCAGCAGCUGGCGAGACACAACAAAGUCCUUCACAACCUCCUAAAACCUCAAAAGAACAAUAAAGAGGGAGAGGAGGGCAUUUCCUCAAUGCUGAACCUGAACAACAUUGUUCGCGAGGACCGCAGCAUGGAGCAGAUUGUGUUUCCCGUUCAUCCCAUCUGUGAGUUUCUGACAGAGGAGUCAAAGAUCAGGGUGUUCAACACCACCGAGCUGGACGAGCAGGGAUCCAAAGUCACACAUUUCUUCGAGCAAACAUCCUUCCUGCACGGAGAAAUGGAGUGGCAGAAGAAGCUGAGGAGUAUGCCAGUGUUGUACUGGUUCUCCAGAAGAAUGACUCUGUGGGGAACAAUCUCCUUUAAACUUGCCCUCUUCGUCAACCUCAUCAUCGCUUUCUUCUACCCCUACGACUCCGGACAAGGUGCGAUCGACGACUCUCUGUUGUUGAUGCUGUUCUGGGUCCUGGUCGGUCUCUCCAUCCUGGGUUUGUUCUCUCAGCGUGCUCUCACGCCGUUCACCGUCGCUCUGAUCCUCAGGUCCAUCUACCACCUAGGCAUUGGCAACACGCUAAUAGUGCUGGGAACGCUUAAUCUCAUCAAUAAAGUGGUGUUUGUGGUGAGUUUUGUGGGAAACAACGGCACAUUUAUUAUGGGGUACAAGGCCAUGGUGAUGGAUGUGGAGUUCCUCUAUCACCUGGCAUACGUCCUGACGUCCACACUGGGACUCUUCGUUCACGAGCUCUUCUACAGCAUCCUGCUUUUUGACCUGAUCUACAGGGAGGAGACCCUGUUAAAUGUGAUAAACAGCGUGACGCGUAACGGGCGCUCCAUCCUGCUCACGGCACUGCUCGCUCUCAUCCUCGUGUACCUCUUCUCCAUUGUGGGCUUCCUCUUCCUGAAGGAGGACUUCAUUAUGGAGGUCGACCCGCUGGCACAGAUUGCUGCAGCUUCUCAAAAUAGUGAAGCCUCUCAGGAUUUCCUCAAGUCGUGCUCUGCAGACGGAGUCAGCUGCACUGCAGAGACCAACACUGAAGAGGAAGGUAAGAGACAGACACAUCACUGUAUCGUUACUGUGCUGAACCACGGACUGAGGAAUGGAGGAGGAGUGGGAGACGUCCUCCGCAAACCAUCUAAGAACGAGCCACUGUUUCCCGCUCGCGUUGUGUAUGACCUGCUGUUCUACUUCAUCGUCAUCAUCAUCGUCCUCAACUUGAUCUUCGGUGUCAUCAUCGACACGUUUGCAGACUUGAGGAGUGAGAAGCAGAAGAAGGAAGAAAUUCUGAAAACAACAUGUUUCAUUUGCGGCCUCGAGAGAGACAAGUUUGACAAUAAGACGGUGUCUUUCGAAGAGCACAUCAAACUGGAGCACAAUAUCUGGAACUACCUCUACUUUAUCGUUUUGGUGCGCGAGAAAAACAAGACAGACUACACGGGACCGGAGAGCUACGUGGCUCACAUGAUCAAGGUGGGAAACGUUAAAGGAAGAAAAGUGACACGGCUGCGAGUUCAGGUUCACAAAUAA